AUGUUCACGGUCGACGCAGCUACAGGAGUGGUAAGAACAGCGGUAAGACAGUAUAAGGAAGGGCAAAUGUAUCGUGUACUAGUGCAAGCUAUCGACAAAACACCUAAGGAUAAUUCAACAAAACAGGAAUCUGAAGUGGCAAAACUAGAAAUUUUGGCCGGCGAUCGUCCACCACAGAAAAAUUUGUUAAAUUUUAGUGUUGUCGACGUUCGAGCUCAUCGAUUCCGGGCGAUAGAUGAUCGUAGAUCAAAAGGAGAGCUUACCUAUUCUCUUUAUGGAUACCACGGGGGUCAACGUGAGGAAACCUCUGUGUUUGGAAUCGACCCGAAGAGCGGUGUGAUCCAUCUGAGAAGACUUCUGGACUACGACGAUCCAUCACAGACGAAAUUGCACAAGCUGAUUGGUAAGUUGUUAUCUGUAAUCUUUUUACUAGAACUUGCAAAUUUAUUAGUGAAUUCUUAAAA
Molecule: messenger RNA, 464 nt
Organism: Strongylus vulgaris
Lineage: Eukaryota; Metazoa; Nematoda; Chromadorea; Rhabditida; Strongylidae
Source: the annotation of a GenBank genome assembly